UUCCCCCGGAACCCCGGCAACAUCUCUUGUCGGAGCUGUCCCUCCUGGACCAGCCUGUUGGUAGCCGUAGAUCGCCCUUGAGGAGGAUGACUGAGUCAGUAUGGGCCACGCGCUGUGUGUCUGCUCUCGGGGGACUUUCGUCGUGGACAACAAGCGCUACCUCUUCAUCCAGAAACUGGGGGAGGGCGGGUUCAGUUAUGUGGACCUUGUGGAGGGCUUCCAUGAUGGACACUUCUACGCCCUGAAGCGCAUCCUGUGUCAUGAGCAGCAGGACCAGGAAGAAGCCCAACGGGAAGCAGACAUGCAUCGCCUCUUUGAUCAUCCAAACAUUCUUCACCUUGUGGCUUACUGUGUGAAGGAGAGGGGUGCAAAACUGGAGGCCUGGUUACUUCUCCCCUUCUUCAAGAGAGGGACGCUGUGGAAUGAGAUAGAAAGGCUGAAGGACAAAGGUAGCUUCUUGCCUGAAGAUCAAAUCCUCCAGCUGCUGAUGGGUAUCUGCAGAGGCCUUGAGGCCAUUCACACCAAGGGCUAUGCCCACAGGGACCUGAAACCCACCAAUAUCUUGCUCGGGGAGGAGGGACAGCCAGUUUUAAUGGAUCUGGGCUCCAUGAAUCAAGCUCGCAUCCAUGUGGAGGGCUCCCGCCAGGCUCUGGCCCUGCAGGACUGGGCUGCCCAGCGGUGCACUAUCUCCUACCGGGCCCCUGAGCUCUUCUCCGUGCAGAGCCACUGUGUCAUUGACGAGCGGACCGAUAUCUGGUCCUUAGGCUGUGUGCUCUAUGCGAUGAUGUAUGGUGAAGGGCCCUAUGACAUGGUGUUCCAGAAGGGGGACAGUGUGGCUCUCGCUGUACAGAACAAGAUCAACAUCCCACAGAGUCCCAGCCUCUUCUGUCCACAGGCACUCGGUAGCAAUGCGGCAACUGCUGACCUCAAUGAUGACUGUGGACUUCCAGCAGCGACCUCACAUUUCUCUCCUCCUCACUCAGUUGGAGGCCCUGCAGCCAUCAGCACCUGGCCAGCACACGACCCACAUCUAAGCAAGCCAGUGGCUAUGGAGAGGAUGGCAGCAGUGCUGUGACAUAGGUGCUGGCCUUGUGGCUGGCCUAGUCCCUUCUGCCCACUUGCAUGAGGGCAGAGGGAUACAGAGCAUCAUUUUCAUGCUCGCUUCUCCUUUUGCCCUGCCACUUCCAAGUUGAGGGGUUGGUGGAGGUGGGAAAGGCUCUGAGCGAGAUUGCUGAGCUCAUAUCAUGAUCUGUCUCCAAAUCUAGGAGCAGGAGAACGCAUAUAAACAAGAAUAAAGUGAAAGCACUUUUGGUA
This is a messenger RNA of Suncus etruscus (white-toothed pygmy shrew), 1314 nucleotides long. It is a transcript of the gene STK16, whose product is annotated as serine/threonine kinase 16. The coding region runs from base 101 to 1075 and encodes 324 amino acids. The record is from RefSeq and is a predicted model, not a curated record. Gene Ontology annotation, cellular component: Golgi apparatus; cytoplasm. Gene Ontology annotation, biological process: protein phosphorylation. The transcript is spliced from 7 exons. Gene Ontology annotation, molecular function: ATP binding; protein serine/threonine kinase activity. NCBI's taxonomy places the organism in Eukaryota, Metazoa, Chordata, Mammalia, Eulipotyphla, Soricidae.